Molecule: messenger RNA, 510 nt
Organism: Pseudomassariella vexata
Lineage: Eukaryota; Fungi; Ascomycota; Sordariomycetes; Amphisphaeriales; Pseudomassariaceae
Exons: 4
Coding region: 1-510 (169 amino acids)
Source: RefSeq, a predicted model, not a curated record
AUGUCGGAACCUCUCACCAAGGUAGACUCUGCCGUCGGAGGUCUCUCAUCAUCACCACCCAAGGAGAAGGGACACCGGAGAGCAAGCUCUAGCGCGGCGGGAGUAAUGAACAUCAAUGACCUAGAGAAGGAUGGCAUAGAGCUUCAAAUAGCGAAGGAGACGCAAAAGACAGGCUGGAAGAUAAACUCGUCUCCCGCAACAGUCGAGGACAAGGACAUACUGAAGAAGCACCUCACAACACCACCAGUUAAGAAGAUUGACCUACACUUCAAGCUCGGCAUGGAGGUAACGGCACGGAAUCUGAAGGGAGUCACUAUCAAGGAUGCAAUGGAUGCCAUCCACAAGGCAUACAAGAAAAGAGCGGACGACGAGCUUGACCAACCCUAUCUGGCCGGCUUCGAGUGGGACAAGGAAGAGUCAUGGACGCGGUUGAUUGUGCACCUGCAAAAAGAGCCCGGUGUCGCACCCACCAGCGGCAAGAAGAAGAAGAACAAGCACGGUGACGAGUAA